Messenger RNA from Nezara viridula (southern green stink bug), 781 nucleotides. Lineage: Eukaryota; Metazoa; Arthropoda; Insecta; Hemiptera; Pentatomidae. The record is from the annotation of a GenBank genome assembly.
GGCCGCUGUAGAAUGAGGCUCACAUGGGUGCUUAUGAUUGUUAUUGUAGUUUCCGCAGUGUGGUCAGGAAGCCAAGCAAAGUCGAAAUCAUCACCUAGUUCGAAGUCUAAAGUUUCUCAUAGCAGCACGGAUCACUCGAAGAAACCUCAUCAGGAUACAAGUCACAAGUCGGACAAACAUGACCAUUCUCAAAGCCAUAAGUCCAAGCAUGAAGACAAGCCAAAAACUUCGGAGAAGAAGAACGAACAGAAUCAAAACCAGAAGCAUGGAGAUAAGAUAACGCACACGACGGUUAGACCUGCACAUAAACCAAAAGGAGGACACACGACUAAGAAACCUGAACAUAAGAAUAUGGGGAGGGAGCAUAGAAGAAGAAAAACAACUACGACGGCGACUACAACAACCACAACAACAAGAAUGCCAACAACAACUCCCGCCCUGCCUGUGGUGGUACACCGCAAGCAGCCAGGAGGCAGCAAAGUUACUAAUAACGGCACAUCUGGUGUUGGCUUCAUCAUCGACGCACCAUUCAUCUCUUGCCCAGAAGGCCAGCGGAGGGUGAACGGUGAAUGCAAGACCGUCUUCAGCUGAGUGUGCACCUGGGAGACUGUAUCUUGUGUACGGGGGCAUUUUAAAUUUCUUUAUGGGGUAUAUAAAAUUUUUAUUUAUCUUUUUAAGUUAAUUAAAAACGAUAAGUUGUUCAUUAAGCACUGCUAGAAGUAACCGAAACAUUUUCCCUCCGAAGAUAAAGGACGCCAUGUCCAUUUUUUUAUAAAAUGAU